AUGCCUUUUAUGCUGCCUCGAAAGACCAUCCUACACAAGAGGUUCGAAGGGUUAUCGAAAAAUAUUUCUAGUCAAUAUAGAGAGAUAAUUAUGGACAAGAAAAAUCUUCUUACAGAAAAGGACCUGGAAGAGUACUGGAAAAAUUUUACAGGUCUAAGUGACGACGAAAUCGAUUUUAACGAUGAGCAUAGCGAUGAAGAUUGCAUGAUUGGAGGCGAUGAUGAAGCCGACGUGGAAGAAGAUGAAAGAAAUCCUACUGGAAGUGGUGUCCAAGAAGAUUCAGAGGAUGAAGAAGAUCUUUUGCCCCUCUCUUCUUUUUUGCCAUUGAGAGGAGCAGGACAAUCCGUGAAAAAGGACAUACUUUGGAAAUCGAAGUCAUUGAUUCUGAAUGAAGAUCAACUACGUUUUCAUGGAGAUGUAGAAGUUUCGGAGCAAAUUUCUGCAUUGGAACGGCCAGUUCAGUUUUUCAACUACUUCUUUUCAAGUGAGUUAGUGAAGAAAAUUUUAGAAGAAACCAAUUUAUAUGCGGUUCAAUCCAAACCUGAGAGACCACCCUCUUUCGACGAAAACGACAUAAGGCAGUUUUUUGGCAUACUAAUAUAUACAUCAUUGGUGAAUAUGCCCAAUACGAGGUCAAUGUGGAAUGAUGAAUUGAGAUUUGCACCGGUAGCUGAUGUGAUGCCAAUAAACAAAUUUGAGACUAUAAGAAGGUUUAUACAUUUCAACAACAAUGACACAUUUAUACCGCGUGAUCAAGCAGGCCACGAUAGGCUUCAUAAAAUCAGACCCGUUAUUGAUUUUCUGAAUGAUAAAUUUUCAUCGGUUGCCUUGGAACAAAAUCUGAGUAUAGACGAACAAAUGUGCUCCACCAAGGUGAGGCAUUUUAUGAAGCAAUAUAUGCCGAUGAAGCCCCAUAAAUGGGGUUUCAAAUUUUUUGUUAUGUCAGGUAUUUCUGGAUUUGCCUAUAAAUUUGAAAUUUAUGCUGGCCAAGAAAAGAAAAAUGUACCCACUGGCGAACCUGACCUUGGAGUAACAUCUAAUUUGGUUUUACGUUUAGCCAGCAUUAUUCCACGACAAAAAAAUUACAGACUUUAUCAUGACAACUACUAUACAUCAAUUCCUCUAAUGGUACAUUUAGCGAAGGAGGGAAUUUAUUCCUUGGGUACCAUACGUAGAAAUAGGGUACCAAAUUGUAAAUUACCCACAGAAUCAACCAUGAAAAAUGUUGACCGAGGAACAAGUUAUGAAUUUGUGGCAACAAUUGAUGGUGUAGAUGUUUCAUCUGUUAUCUGGAAGGACAAUAAAUGUGUAACAUUAGUAUCUUCAUUUGCUGGAAAAACUCCAAUUUCAAAAGUCAGAAGAUAUGAUAGAAAGGUGAAGAAAAUCAUCGAAGUUGAUUGUCCUUAUAUCAUAACUGAGUACAACAGACACAUGGGAGGUGUAGAUCUGAUGGAUAGUUUUAUGGGACGAUAUAAAAUAUAUAUGAAGAGUCGUAAGUGGUACAUCAGAAUUUUUUACCACCUUUUAGAUAUGAGUUUGGUCAACUCCUGGUUACUUUAUAAAAGAGUGCAUUCUAAAAAACAACCAGCGUGCAAGUUAUUGAACCAAGCACAAUUUCGUGCAGAAGUGGCUUAUACUUUACGCAACCUGAGAUCGGUUGCUAACAAACGUGGCCGACCAAGCAUAAAUUCAGAACAAGAAAUCGAAAAUAAGAGAAAAAGAGGGCCAAUGAAGCAUAUACCUCCAUCUGAAGUAAGAGCAGACCAAACUGGACAUUGGCCUAGUAUUGCAGAUAAAAAAAUUCGAUGCAAGCUCCCUAACUGUAAAGGAUUCACUCAUACUAUAUGUGAGAAGUGUGGAGUAGGAUUAUGUCUUAUGUCUAAAUAA
This is a messenger RNA of Harmonia axyridis, 1887 nucleotides long. Its product is annotated as piggyBac transposable element-derived protein 3-like. Lineage: Eukaryota; Metazoa; Arthropoda; Insecta; Coleoptera; Coccinellidae. Bases 1 to 1887 code for a protein of 628 amino acids. The record is from RefSeq and is a predicted model, not a curated record. The transcript is spliced from 2 exons.